Messenger RNA from Cuscuta campestris, 1522 nucleotides. The record is from the annotation of a GenBank genome assembly. NCBI's taxonomy places the organism in Eukaryota, Viridiplantae, Streptophyta, Magnoliopsida, Solanales, Convolvulaceae.
CACGUGAGGUUGCCGAGCUUAAGCGCCGAGUGGAGACCAGGGCUCCCUACAGCCAGCCCAUCUUGCGGACGGUAACCCCGUUCACUCCGAGGGUUAUGUCGGUCCCGCUGCCGGCAAACUUCCGGCCGUGGCAGAUCAAGGCCUACAGCGGAACGACGGACCCCCAAUAUCAUUUGUCUAAGUUCUAUGCUUCUAUGGAAGCGGCGGCUGCCCCGGACGAGGUCAAGUGUCGAUGCUUUCUCCCGACGCUGGAGGGCUCCGCGUGCGAUUGGUUCAACCGGCUCCCGAAGGGAACUAUUGACGAUUGGGAUACACUGGCGGAGAGGUUCUUGACGCAUUUCGCGGCAAACCGAAGGCAGAGGCUCCCUUACUCCCACCUGCUCAACAUAUGCAUCCACAAGGGAGAGAAGGUCCGCGACUUCAUAGUCCGGUGGGAAAAGGAAGCAAGAGACGUGCAUGGGGCGGAUGACCAAGCGUUGGUGGCCAUGUUCCAAGCAGCCCUUCCCCGCGGAGAAGUGAGGAAGGAGCUCCGCAAGAAUCCUCCCCCCACGUACCAAGAGACCUUGGCGCGCGCUAAGUUCCUAGCCUCGGAGGAGUUCGAUGAUAUUCCCGACUCUGAGGCCGCGCCCGCCAAGCGAGCUCCUGCAGACUCCGGAGAGGCCGCGAAGAAGAGGAAGAAGAAGAAAGAUUACACCGCGGGCCCGAGGACGCCUUCGGCUGGGCCGCCUCCGCGGGAUGAGAACGCCACCCCCUCACGGAGGCUGCCGGAAGGAAGGACAUGGAGGAAACCGACCGAGCCGGUAGCGGUGGCGACUCAGGCAAGGAAUCCCGAGAAGAGGCACAUCGGGCGGGAUUGUGAGGACCUAGACGAAGAUGAGGCGCAAGGAUACCCGGUGGGAUUUAUCCAUGGAGGAAACAUCGGCGGAGAUUCCGCCGCCCAGAGGAAGAAGUGGAAGCACAUGGCAUUUGUCUCCAAGGUUCAACAAGCGCCGGUGCCCAAGCUCGGAAGACGAGAGCAAAUCCAGUUCACGGAGAAGGACCUCCCGAACACGCCGAGCCCCCACCGGGAUGCCCUAGUCGUGAAGAUUGAAAUCAAUGACGCCAUAGUGCAUCGCACCUUGGUGGACACGGGAAGCUCGGUUAACAUCAUGUAUGAAAAGACCUUCCAGGACCUCGGCUUGGACCGCAAAUACUUGAGGCCCGUGCGCACUCCUCUCUCCGGGUUCACGGGGGACUCCAUUGAGGCCGAAGGAUUCAUCACCGUGCCUGUGAUAGUAGGGGAUGGGGCGCACAAGGCUAAGCUGAAGAUGGAAUUCAUGGUUUUGAGCAUCAACUGCGCGCACAACAUGAUCCUAGGGCGGCCUGGCCUGGAGGACUUGGAAUGCGUAAUCUCCCCGUAUUACUUGUGCAUGAAGUUCCCCACUCCGUCCGGGAUUGGGGUGGCGAGGGGAGAUCAGAAGUUAGCUCGAUCGUGCUACGUCCGAAUCACGAAGAAGUUGCCAAGGGACGAGACGUUGGUCGU